AGAGCCAAGCAGCCCCCCUGGACGUGACUUGGAAGAGCCCUACUUGCAUUUCCUGCUCCGUGCGGUAGCCCUCUUGUGAAUUGGGUCCGGUUACCAGUCAGGUGAGAGGAGCAACGACCUCUGUGGGUGUCUUCACUUCCGUGCCAAAAGGCCAUCUAUUUUAGGUGUCUGUUUACUGCAUGUGAUGAAAGGUGCCCAUCGCUGCACUGCACUGCACUGACGAUGUCUAACAGCAACACGACGCAAGAGACCCUGGAAAUAAUGAAAGAGUCGGAAAAAAAGCUGGUGGAGGAAUCUGUGAACAAAAACAAAUUUGUAUCCAGGUCACCGAGCAAGGAAGAGGUUGAGAAGGAAGGGGAGGAGGCCAACGUACGGCAGGAGUCUCAGAGGCGGACUUCAAAUCAUGGACACGCCAGAAAAAGAGCCAAGUCUAAUUCGAAGCUCAAGCUGGUCAGGAGCCUGGCAGUGUGUGAAGAAUCCUCCAGCCCCUUUGUGGAUGGGCCCUUGGAAGCCCAGGACAUUAUUCAGUUGCAUGUCAGUUGCCCCUCGGACAAGGAAGAGGAGAAGUCGACAAAAGAUGGGCCCGAGAAAGAGGAAAAAGACAAGAAUAAGGAGAAGGCACCAAGGAAAAUGCUCUCUAGAGAUUCCAGCCAAGAAUACACAGACUCCACUGGAAUAGAUUUGCAUGAAUUUUUAGUAAAUACACUGAAAAAAAAUCCAAGGGAUCGAAUGAUGCUGCUAAAGUUAGAACAGGAGAUUCUGGAGUUUAUUAGCGAUAACAACAAUCAGUUCAAGAAGUUCCCGCAGAUGACCUCAUAUCACAGGAUGCUCUUGCACAGGGUAGCUGCCUACUUCGGCAUGGACCAUAACGUUGACCAAACUGGGAAAGCCGUCAUUAUCAACAAGACCAGUAACACCAGGAUCCCCGAGCAAAGGUUCUCCGAGCACAUCAAAGACGAGAAGAACGUGGACUUUCCACAGAGGUUCAUCCUAAAGCGAGACGACGCCAGCAUGGACCGGGACGAUAAUCAGAUCAGGAUCCCAUUGCACGACGGGAGGAGGAGCAAAUCAAUCGAAGAGCGAGAAGAGGAGUAUCAGAGGGUCAGAGAGCGGAUAUUUGCGCGAGAGACGGGUCAGAACGGAUAUCUAAACGACAGCAGGGGGAACCGGGACGCUCUGAACCGGGCCUCGGGCAGCCGUCAGAGCAGCACAGAGAGCGAGCUGAAGUCGCUGGAGCCCCGGCCGUGGAGCAGCACAGACUCGGACAGCUCCAUCCGCAACCUGCGCCCGCCCGUCACUAAAGCCAGCAGCUUCAGCGGCAUCUCCAUCCUCACGCGAGGGGACAGCAUCGGGAGCAGCGCCAGCAGGACAGCCAGGCCAGGUCUGUCGCUAGCCCCGGAAGCGUGCAGCCAAGUCUCCUCGUCCCAGCCUGGCCGAGGGAGCUUCUUGCCAUGCACUGUGCAGCAGCAGCCGCAGCAGCACCAAGCACUUCCACCCACUCCCCAGCAACAGCCGGCGAUGAGUAAUCACCUGAUCUCCCCGGCCGAAGAGCUCAGCUCCCCCUUUGGGCAGAUCAGCCUCAGCCGUCAGGGCUCCACAGACGCUCCGGACCCAUCCUCGGCCAUGUUCCAGCCGCCCCUCAUCUCCCAGCAUCCUCAGCAGACGGGAUUCAUCAUGGCGUCCCCGGGACAGCCCCUCCCCGCCUCCAGCUACUCCACCUCGGGCCACACGGCCCCCGCUCAGCAAGUCCUGCAGCCCCAGGGCUAUCUGCAGCCUCCCCAGCAAAUUCAGGUUUCCUACUACCCGCCCGGGCAGUAUCCAAGCUCCAGCCAGCAAUACAGACCUCUCAGCCACCCAGUGGCCUACAGUCCCCAGCGCAAUCAGCAGCUCCCGCAGCCUUCACAACAGCCGGCAGGUUUACAGCCAAUGAUGUCCAACCAGCAGCAGACGUUCCAGGGCAUGAUGGGAGUCCAGCCGUCCCAGACUCCCGGCCUCCUCAACAAUCAGAGGAGCAACAUGGGGAGCCAGAUGCAAAGCAUGCUGGGAGUCCAGCAGCCGCAGACCUCCGGUCUCCUCAGCAAUCAAAGAGGCAGCAUGGGAAACCAGAUGCAAGGCCUGAUGGUCCAGUACACGGCACUGCCCUCGUACCAGGUCCCGGUGGCUAGCGAGUCGCAGGGGGUGGUCCAGCAGCCGUUCCAGCAGCCGGUGCUGGUGUCCGCCAGCCAGUCAGUGCAGGGAGGGCUGCAGUCCGGCGGGAUGCCGGUCUAUUACAGUGUCAUCCCCACAGCCCAGCAGAACGGCACCAGCCCCUCGGUCGGGUACCUGCAGCCUCCCGGCUCCGAGCAGUAUCAGAUGCCCCAGUCUCCCUCGCCCUGCAGCCCGCCACAGAUGCAGCAGCAGUAUUCGGGGGUGUCUCCGUCGGGGCCCGGCGUGGUCGUGAUGCAGCUGAACGUGCCCAGCGGCCCCCAGCCCCCGCAGAACCCUCCCGUGGUGCAGUGGAGCCACUGUAAAUACUAUGGCCUCGACCAGCGGGGGCAGAAGCCGGGGGACCUGUACAGCCCAGACACCAGCGCCCAGGCCAGCACCCAGCUAACCAGCCCCAUCACGUCCCCCACUCAGUCCCCGACGCCGUCUCCCGUGACCAACCUCAACAGCGUCUGCACAGGGCUCAGCCCGCUGCCAGUCCUCACGCAGUUCCCCCGGCCCGUGGGCCCAGCACAAGGCGACGGGCGCUACUCUCUGCUGGGCCAGCCGCUGCAGUACAACCUCUCCAUCUGCCCUCCUCCUCUGCUGCCCAGCCAGUCCAACUACAGCGCGCACCAGGGCCAGACAGGGAUGAAACACGGAAACCGGGGCAAGAGACAGGCCCUCAAGUCAGCGUCCACCGACCUCGGCACAAGCGACGUAGUGCUGGGCCGGGUGCUGGAGGUGACCGACCUGCCCGAGGGCAUCACGCGCACGGAGGCCGACAAGCUCUUCACCCAGCUCGCCAUGGCCGGGGCCAAGAUCCAGUGGCUGAAGGAGCCUCCGGGGCGGCGCGGGGCCGGGGGCGGCGCAGGCGACAACCACGGGCCGGCGGAGAACGGCCGGCACCCGGACCUGGCGGCCUUGUACACCGUGGUGGCCGUGUUCCCCAGCCCGCUGGCCGCCCAGAACGCCUCGCUGCGCCUCAACAGCGCGCCCAGCCGCUUCCGGCUGCGCCUGGCCAAGGGGAGCUUCGACCUGCGGGUGCUGGAGCGGGCCAGCUCCCAGUAGGGCCCCCCCGGGCCCCCCCGCGCCCGGCCCCUAUUUAUAUGGACACAAUGAAGAGACGAGCAAUUGAGCCGCCGCCUUCUGGAGUGGAAGGACAUGGCCCCCCCUCCCCCCGGUAACGCGCCCCCCACCGC
This is a messenger RNA of Mauremys reevesii (Reeves's turtle), 3386 nucleotides long. It is a transcript of the gene R3HDM2, whose product is annotated as R3H domain containing 2. Bases 223 to 3255 code for a protein of 1010 amino acids. The transcript is spliced from 23 exons. The record is from RefSeq and is a predicted model, not a curated record. NCBI's taxonomy places the organism in Eukaryota, Metazoa, Chordata, Testudines, Geoemydidae. Gene Ontology annotation, molecular function: nucleic acid binding.